UUCAAGUAAUUCUUUAACUGAAUGCAUUAACCCAUUAUAUAAUUAUUAACUAUCUGUGUGUCAUUGGUUCUCGUCGAGCCAGUGAAAACUUCAAUCAGUUUCAUUGACUCCCACAUUGUUUGCAUUGGGUUCUAUUUAUUAAACGAGAUAACGCUUGAACAAAUAGGCACGAUUAAAGAUAAUUGAGGGAAUGAAUCAUGUGAGAGAAGUUGUCUCAUUGUUAUGAUGGUCCAGUCCUAUGAUCACUUCAGUUGUUGUUGGUUGGUUAAACAUACAAUUUAUUUGACUUGAUUGUUCCGGUGUAUCCAACUCUCCAAGUGCAACUCUGCUAUAUCCUCAGUGAUGUCAGUACACUUGAAAGUACAUAAUUUUUCAACUUGCUUCUGUACCCACAUGAUAAUCCAGUGAUUAUCACAUUAUAAGAAAUCUAACCAUUUCUACGUCACAAAUACAGCAAUACGUAUACCUACCCAUAAAUUGGGCAUGCCCUACGCCUACAACUCUGCUCAAUAAGGCACGCUAUUGACCCAAGUCCACUAAUAAGAAAAGAUAAACAAAUCAGAGAAAUGGACACUGCGGAAGAAAUAAUGGGAAGUACUGGCCAAGAAGAACAGAAGCAUUCUUUCCAAAAUGUGGGCACUAAAUCGCCCAAGAAAGUUAGAAAAUCCGAAACUUUCUCGUCUGCAAUUUCUCACGAUGCUCGAUCCAAUUCCGGCUCAACGUCCUCCGUUGUAGAAGAGGAAAAUGGAGAACAAAAAAACUCACAGGCGGAAGAACAGUGCACAAUUACCAAAGAUUGUAACGAUGAAGGGGAAAAUAAGGAGCUAGGAAAUAAAGCAGCCCGAAUUUUCUCAUCUACGUCUGAAGAAAAUGGGUUAGAAGAAGGCAAGUCUAGUGGUGGUGGUAGGAGAGAGAAAGUCAAGAAAAAGUCAUGGUCUGAAAUAGUUGGCAGUAGUAGCGCUUCUUCUUUUCCUGAAAACAAUAAUGAUAAUGGAACAUUUCUCCAGAAGAAAGGAUUGGAUCAACGUGAAGAUUCCCUCGUGAAGCCCAAUAUUACACCCCAUACAGGGAGUACUUUAGAAAACGAUGCUAUGCAUCAUGGUAAUACCAAUAUCUACCCCACUGAAAUGCUAGUUGCAGUUCAAUAUCAAUUACAAAAUCAUGAUCACAAUCACAUUUCAACCAGUGCUCCUUCCAAUCUUGAUGACAAUUUGGGCAUUGGCUAUGAUGACGAUUCGAAAGUCGCAAUCUUGAAAUAUCCCAUCACAAGAAGAGAGGCUAAUUCCUCACCAGCAUCAGCAGUAGUGGAAUCUCAUCAGCAAAAAGAAAUUGAACAAGGUUUGGAAGCUGUGCAGGGGAUGACAAGCGACGAUAAAGUGAACAAGAGAAACAAAGAGGAUGCAGAUGGAGAAGAUGAGCAACCAUCUUGCACAGAGAGUUUUAAGCAGCUUAACCCCUUCGACUUUACGACUCAUGUUGGAAAGGGUAAGAGGGAGAGGCUUUACAAAGUAUUGGUGGUUGGAGAGCUUGGAUCAGGCAAGACGUCCAUAAUCAAGAGAUAUGUCCAUCAAUUUUUUAGUCAGCAUUAUAGAGCAACUAUAGGGGUUGACUUUGCCUUGAAAGUGUUGCGGUGGGAUGGAGAUACAGUGGUGCGACUACAACUUUGGGACGUAGCUGGUCAAGAAAGGUUUGGUUCCAUGACUCGAGUAUAUUACAAAGAAGCCGUGGGAGCCUUUGUGGUGUUCGAUGUCACGCGUUCUGCGACGCUGGAGGCCGUACCUAAGUGGAAAGCUGACUUGGAUUCGAAAGUUGCUCUGCCAGAUGGUCGCCCCAUUCCCACAGUCCUGUUGGCCAAUAAGAGCGAUCAACCCAAAGAAGGGAUAGCUGCCAGUCGAGAAAAAAUGAAUGAAUUUUGCCAACAACAGGGAUUUUCGGCAUGGUUCGAGACCUCAGCAAAAGAAAACAUAAAUAUUGACGAAUCUGCCAAUUUUCUCGUGUCAAAGAUUUUGGAGAUGGAUCGAUGGAGUCAGGAAGCAACGGUCCCCGAUCCGGAUAAAGUGGAUAUAAGUGCCAAUGGAAAACACAAGCUAAACUCGUCUAGUAAUUGUGCCUGUUGAUCUUUCAACGUGUUCGUUAAAUCAAAUCAGAUGCUUUGCAGUCAGUCAUGACAAUCUCUUUGAUUAUGAUACGUAAUGAUAAGUGUCUCGCUCAACUGCUUUUGUACAUGAUUUUACAGGGUUUGUGUUACUAAUGAUCAUUCCAUGGUUAUCGUGUUGUACGUCUACACAGUACUCUUACUAAUUGUCAUACUUAAUAUUAUAAAACAAACAAUAAUAAUUUCAUGUGCAACUCGUCAAACAUUGUAGAGCACAAUAUUUCAGAGAUUAUUGCGAAAAGACUGUAUGAUAUUCUUAGCGAGUUUUUAUUGCAAUUUUAUGUUAAAGGCACAUUUCAUAUUGUGCCUUCAUAUCAUUCCGACUUGUACUAUCAAACCAAUUUUAAUGGAGCAUUUACUGGAUGAAAAUUUUAAUUUUAGUACAUGUUGGAAUGUUAAAGUAAUUCAUUCUAUUACGUAGUUUUAAACAUAUAGCGUAACUCUUGGAUUAACUACAGAUAAAACUAUGAAAAAAUAAACUAUUUUCACUUA
Messenger RNA from Folsomia candida, 2647 nucleotides. It is a transcript of the gene Rab32, whose product is annotated as ras-related protein Rab-32. Gene Ontology annotation, cellular component: phagocytic vesicle; Golgi apparatus; late endosome. Bases 567 to 2117 code for a protein of 516 amino acids. Gene Ontology annotation, molecular function: GTPase activity; GTP binding. The transcript has 10 exons. The record is from RefSeq and is a predicted model, not a curated record. Gene Ontology annotation, biological process: endosome to lysosome transport; phagosome-lysosome fusion. Lineage: Eukaryota; Metazoa; Arthropoda; Collembola; Entomobryomorpha; Isotomidae.